AUCACACUGAGCAAAGGUUCUUUAAGCAGCUCACUUCCUGUAAGAUCUCUUUUAUUACUCCAUGCUGCAGGGCGACUGCUAUGAGCUCUGGCUGAAGGGUAAAGAAAUGACCAUGGCGAUGAAAGAGCUAGUCUUGCUGUGGAUGGCAACUGGGCUGGUGGCUUCAGAAAUCAUGGAGGUGGUGGACGAAAGCAACAAGACACUGACGUCCAUUCCUACCACCUACCAUUCAAACACAACCAAGUUAAUCCUACACCACAACUCCAUCAACAUGACCAUCUUAGAUGCCAAGGCCUUGAGCACGUACCCCAACAUAACAGAGCUAGACCUCUCAUUCAACCAUAUAUCCGAGCUGCCUGCAGUGGCUUUUUCUGCCCUCACCAACCUGGAAGUUCUCAAUCUCAGGGGGAACCGGCUACAAACGAUCAGAAAUGACACUUUCUCUGAUCUAAAGAAGCUCAAGAGGCUGGAACUGCAGGAGAACCCAUGGAACUGCACCUGCCUCCUUCUGAACCUCAUAAAGCGGAUAAAUGACUCUGGAGUGCAGACAGAAGGAGGAACCUGUGCUGCUCCAGAGGAACUGGCUAAGAAAAGUGUCCCAGACGUGAUCAGCGCAUGCGCCUCAACAACAAAGCCACCCCCAGUUACUACCACCAUCGGCCCUGUUACAACUGCUACUCCUGCUACAACUUCUACAGCUACUUCUACUGCUACGACAGCUUCUACAACUACGACUACUAAGGCAACAACGGUUACUACUACUGCCCAGCGGACAUUACAUGUAGUGUCAUCCACAUUAGGCAGCCCCAACAUUUCAAACAAAGAUUCCUUGUCAGAAGCUGGAAAAACUGGCAGGCCAGAGCCUGGGGUGAGCAACACCUGGAAGUUUCUGGCCGGUGUGAUAGUCAUCACUCUCUGCACCUCCAUGUUCAUUGUGUGUGCUGUCAAAUCGCCCUCAUGGUACAAACUGCUCUUCAACUACCGCCACCAGAGGCUUCGCGAGGUGGACGAGCCCAACGUCUUCAGCACAGGCCGCUACUCUAACUUCAGCCUGGACACGGAGCAGACGGAGACCAGUGCCGCCGAGCUGGACCAGGGCCCAGAGCAGCCGCUGGAAGACGAGGACGGCUUUAUAGAAGACCGCUACAUCCAGCCAGAGGACUACAAAGACCACACUGAGGACUACAAAGACCAUGUUGAGGACUACAAAGACCAUGCUGACGCUGAUGAAGUAUAAAAUCUGACCUGAGAGGAUGAUGACUGAAUUAAUCAUAUGAAUGUUUACCUUUAAAGACUAGCCAUGACAAAGUUGAAGCAUAAGCAGCUAUGCUUUAUACGUCUAUCUAAAGCAUAAGCGGCUAUUAAAAGUCUGUACAGGCAAAGUUCAAAGCUUUCGGAAGCUGCAACCCUAGGAAUGUUCGUGACUGCCUCUUUUCUCUUUAUCAAUCAACUAAAGGACUCGAGUAUUUGAAACCUUCGCAAUGCAAAACGAGUGUCUUUUCACGUAUUCAUUUCUGUACCAAAGAUUGAUAGCUAAGCUAUCCAAACUCUGAAGUGAAACUGUAAAUCACUUAGUAUUAAAAUGAGCUAAAAUGUUGUUUGCAGUCUUGCACUGCAAAUGACCUUCAGUGACGUCAGCCUUUCAGCUUUUAAUUUUUUUUUUGUCGUUGAAAGUUCAGUGCGGGGAUAGAGAGGGCAAUAAAAGUGCCAAAAAAUUAGUUAUAGAUUUUCUAGAGAGAGACUGAAGGUUGUGUGAGCUGAAAACAAUAGUGAAAGAAGACAUGAGUGCAAAGUACCAAAGCUUCUCAUUCAUUGCAACGGAACAGAGACCAAAUUAUGUCUAAAUCAGUGAUUAUUUGUUUUUAUCAGUAUCACUCAUGAUGCCUGGCAUUGUGCAACAGAUGCUGUGUUGUGCCAAACACAAUCACUAUGUUGUUCCGCUGUAUCUCUUUACAAACAUAGCGUGCAUUGUCAAAGGACUGCUGCACUAACAAGCUGUGCACUUUAACAAUGAACUGCACUGAAAAACUUUGAGAUCUAUGAUUUAUAAGGACUACAGACCACUGAGUGAUUCAAAUUUAGUAUAAUAAGUAUGUUAAGAAGUUAAUAAAAUCAAUUUUGUAGAUGCACUGAA
Colossoma macropomum (tambaqui) is the source of this 2134-nucleotide messenger RNA. Its product is annotated as leucine-rich repeat-containing protein 19-like. The coding region runs from base 62 to 1237 and encodes 391 amino acids. The transcript is spliced from 5 exons. NCBI's taxonomy places the organism in Eukaryota, Metazoa, Chordata, Actinopteri, Characiformes, Serrasalmidae. Gene Ontology annotation, biological process: interleukin-8 production; positive regulation of non-canonical NF-kappaB signal transduction. Gene Ontology annotation, molecular function: protein binding; signaling receptor activity. The record is from RefSeq and is a predicted model, not a curated record. Gene Ontology annotation, cellular component: plasma membrane.